AGAAAAUAAAGCUACAAUUAUCAUUCACUUAGGAGACAGAAUAAAAACUCUCUCUCUCUCUCUGUCCGUCUCUCUCUCUCUCCAAAAGUUCUUCCGAAACACCUCAUCAACAACCCAUUUUCUAUCCCCUUGAAUUAGCCAAGUUUUGAAGGGGAAAAACACAAUCACCUGAUCAGAUAGAUACCCAUUUUCACUUCCUUUUAAGUUUGAUUGAAAUCGUUCCGGUUAUGGAGAUAUUUAACACCAAUAAUUGGCAUAUCCCACAUGGGUUUUGAGGAUUCUUUGGCUCAUAUGACAUGUUUAAGACUUGAAGUUUACUGAUCAAUUCAUAAUUCGAGCAUUUGGGAAUAUUCCCGUCUGCCUAGUUUGGGCACUGCAGACUUAAGCAGUGCCCAUGGAUGCCGCCAGGAGCAGAACCCCUACUAUUCAAUACCAUAGCAUACCUGACGAACCUAUCGCUGCUCUUGUUACCUCCCCUGUACCUGCAUUUCAGCGACAACAGCGACAUUGCUUUGGGGAUGCAAGUCCUGGGGAAUUUCCAUUGUCUGCCAAACCCUCUAUCGUUCUUCAUGUCCUUACCGGGUGUAAUUUGGACGCCCAAGAUCUUGCGAAACUAGAGGCAAGUACUUUGUUUCUUUCCGUUUUAAUAGUGAAGCUCUUUGUUGAUGUGAGAAUUGAUAAUGCUGCUGAUUGA
Molecule: messenger RNA, 694 nt
Organism: Ilex paraguariensis (yerba mate)
Lineage: Eukaryota; Viridiplantae; Streptophyta; Magnoliopsida; Aquifoliales; Aquifoliaceae
Source: the annotation of a GenBank genome assembly